GAGACUAUUUUUUCAACGAGAACGGCCAUCUUCUCUCUCCGGGCUUGAGAAGACAAGUGUUACAACAGAUAUGGCUGACUACUCGAACGUGGCUCCGCCGUCGGGAAAUGGCGCCGGAAUGAACGACGCUUUUAAAGACGCACUUCAGCGAGCUAGACAGAUCGCCGCUAAGAUUGGUGGUGACGGCGUUCCCGCAGCGCCCUCGGGUAAUGAGUUUGGCUACGGAGGCCAGAAGCGACCCCUAGAAGACGCCGAUGACUGUUGGACCAGUCUAAACAGUAGAACCCACCGGGAAGGGAUGAACUCUCCUUUCUCAGACCAACCAGAGACCAAGAAGGUGGCACCGAAUGACCCGUUCUCAGCAGCGAUGGGAAUGGGAGGAAUGGGAGGUGGUGGACCACGGUCGUCAUCAGAGGAGUUCAAGGUUCCUGACGGGAUGGUUGGAUUCAUUAUUGGAAGAGGAGGAGAACAGAUAUCCCGCAUGCAGCAAGAGUCGGGAUGCAAAAUCCAGAUCGCCCCCGACAGUGGAGGAAUGCCUGAUAGGUCAGUCACACUGACAGGAUCUCCAGACUCAAUACAAGCUGCCAAGAGGCUGCUGACGGAGAUCGUUGAUAAGGGUCGUCCUACUCCAGCCUUCCACCACAACGACGCCGGUGGCCCCGGUAUGUCUGUCCAGGAGAUGCUGGUCCCUGCCUCCAAGGCUGGCCUGGUCAUCGGGAAGGGAGGAGAGACCAUCAAACAGCUGCAGGAGAGGGCCGGGGUCAAGAUGGUGAUGAUCCAGGAAGGGCCUCAGAACACAGGAGCGGACAAACCUCUACGCAUCUCUGGGGAACCUUUUAAAGUCCAGCAAGCCAAAGACAUGGUGAUGGAGCUGAUCAGAGAGCAGGGCUUCAGGGAGCAGAGAGGAGAGUACGGCUCCAGGAUGGGUGGCGGCGGAGGAGGUGAGGGCCUGGAUGUUCCUGUCCCCAGGUUUGCGGUAGGAAUCGUGAUCGGGAGAAACGGCGAGAUGAUCAAGAAGAUCCAGAGCGACACAGGAGUCAGGAUCCAGUUCAAACCAGAUGACGGCAGUACCCCGGAGAGGAUAGCCCAGAUCGUGGGUCCUCCUGAACAGUCCCAGCAUGCAGCAGAGAUAAUCUCUGACCUUCUGAGGAGUGUCCAGCAGGGGGGGCCGGGCGGUCCUAACGGAGGGGGCAGGGGCAGAGGCAGGGGGGGUAACGGGGGUGGUAACUGGAACAUGGGUCCUCCAGGAGGACUGCAGGAGUUCACCUUCACCGUCCCGACCAUGAAGACUGGACUCAUCAUCGGCAAAGGAGGAGAGACCAUCAAGGGCAUCAGUCAGCAGUCUGGGGCGCGUAUUGAGCUCCAGAGAAAUCCUCCCCCCAACUCCGACCCCAACAUUAAGAUGUUCACCGUCCGAGGAUCUCAUCAACAGAUAGACUACGCACGGCAGCUGGUCGAGGAGAAGAUCGGGGGUCCAGUCAGUCCAAUGGGUGGUCCCCAAGGUCCACCAGGCCCCCACGGAGGUCCGUCUCCCCACGGCCCCCCCGGUCCUCCUGGGCACCCUGCUCAGAUGGGCCCCUACAACCCCGGCCCCUACAACCAGGGACCGCCAGGACCACAUGGUCCUCCGGCUCCCUACCAGCCUCAGGGUUGGGGCAACGGCUUCCCUCACUGGCAGCAAGGACAGCCUGAUCCUGGUAAAGCUGCAGCUGAUGCCAACGCAGCGGCCUGGGCAGCGUAUUACUCCCAGUACCAGCAGCAACCCCAGGCCCCCAUGACGCCCACCGGCGGAGCCCCUGGCACCACACAGGCCAACGGGCAAGGUGACCCCAAGGGACCUGGGCAUACUGGGCAGGCCGAUUACUCCAAGGCCUGGGAGGAAUAUUACAACAAAAUGGGGCAGCAAAGUCAGCAACCACAGGACUACACCAAGGCCUGGGAGGAGUACUAUAAGAAACAAGGUCAAGCGGCCCCUCAGGCGGGAGCAGCACCAGGUGGUCAGCCAGCCGGUCAGCCAGCCGGUCAGCCGGACUACAGUGCUGCCUGGGCAGAAUACUACCGUCAGCAGGCUGCUUACUACGGACAGGGCAGCCCACAGGCCAUGGGGGCACAGCCACAAGCACCUCAGGGCCAGUAAUGUGAAGUGGACAUAAAGUAAAUGCGACAUUGUGGAAAAACAAAAAAACCCUUUUGUUAAAUGUGUUGGAUGGUGCAGAUGCCUUGAAGAUCUUAAUUUCCCCCCUUUGGUUGGUUUGUUUUCAAGUGUUUCACAAUAAUGUGAUGGCAGCAGUCUACCCGGGAGACACAAACACUUCAUCUUUUUGGUUUUUCUACUUAUUUUUUUUUCUUCUCCUCCUUGUAAAUGAACGGUUUUUGGGUUUUUAGUGAGGUAAUUUAUAUGUUCAUUCCAGCCCCCAUGUAUCUUCAUGCUAUGUGGUUCAAGAGCUCCUGUUAUUUAGCUAGUUUACCAUGGAAAAUCAUCUCCGUUUUUAAAUCAUAUGCCUGUUGUGUUUUGCAAUAAAACUAAGUGAAACCUCCU
Oncorhynchus mykiss (rainbow trout) is the source of this 2539-nucleotide messenger RNA. It is a transcript of the gene fubp1, whose product is annotated as far upstream element binding protein 1. Gene Ontology annotation, molecular function: RNA binding. The record is from RefSeq and is a predicted model, not a curated record. Lineage: Eukaryota; Metazoa; Chordata; Actinopteri; Salmoniformes; Salmonidae. Gene Ontology annotation, biological process: regulation of DNA-templated transcription.